Messenger RNA from Ilex paraguariensis (yerba mate), 586 nucleotides. Lineage: Eukaryota; Viridiplantae; Streptophyta; Magnoliopsida; Aquifoliales; Aquifoliaceae. The record is from the annotation of a GenBank genome assembly.
GUCUCUCUCUUUUGUGGGCAAGUAGGGAAUUACCCAGGUCCUGUCUAUCAUAGAUGGCCUGCAUCAACCAUGGCUAGAUGGUAUGGAGUUGCUGGAAGAUGCUCAAUGGAAUAAACGUAUACUAUCGAUGGGGUGUGAAAGGAUCGAUAUGUUUCUUCAAGGUGGACUCCAUGAAGGACAUCUUACAGAAUUAGUUGGACCAUCAUCCUCUGGUAAAACACAAGUUUGCCUACGAGCUGCCUCCAGCGUUGCGAAGAAUUAUCUGGAUAGUGUGCUGUUCUUAGACACAUGCAACUCCUUUUCGCCUAAACGUAUUGCACAGAUUGUCGGCCAGAUUUCAGAUUCUGACAAUAAAGAAGUGAACAAAGUUAUUCAGCGAGUAAUGAACAGUAUAGUGUAUCACGCUGUGUUUGACAUCUAUACGUUGUUGAAUGUGCUCCAUCGUCUAGAGUUUAAUUUGAGAUCUCAGAAAGGUUCGCAGGUGCGGCUACUUAUUGUUGAUUCAAUUUCAUCGCUUAUCAGCCCAAUUCUUGGAGGCAAUGGUACAAAUGGUGCGUCUACUUGUGUGCACAUAACAGCUAUCUGA